Kluyveromyces marxianus DMKU3-1042 is the source of this 1356-nucleotide messenger RNA. RefSeq names its product ammonium permease MEP3 (gene MEP3). Lineage: Eukaryota; Fungi; Ascomycota; Saccharomycetes; Saccharomycetales; Saccharomycetaceae. The coding region runs from base 1 to 1356 and encodes 451 amino acids. The record is from RefSeq and is a predicted model, not a curated record. The transcript has a single exon. Gene Ontology annotation, biological process: ammonium transmembrane transport. Gene Ontology annotation, cellular component: plasma membrane. Gene Ontology annotation, molecular function: ammonium channel activity.
AUGGUAUCGUUAUGGACUGAAACUUAUGAAGGUGCUACAGUCGCAUUCCUAAUAAUAGGAUGCGCGCUUGUGUUCAUCAUGGUACCCGGUUUGGGUUUCCUAUAUUCGGGGCUCGCGAGAAGAAAGUCCGCUUUAGCUUUAAUAUGGGCAGUUAUAAUGGCCACCCUUGUAGGCAUAGUACAGUGGUACUUCUGGGGUUACUCAUUAGCCUUCUCGAAAACAGCCAUCAAUCAUAAAUUCAUCGGAGAUCUCAAGUCGUUUGGGUUUCGGAAUGUUUACGGAUACGCAGACCCAAAAAAUCCAACGUCAUACCCAGAACUGGCGUUUGCGUGUUUCCAAGGUUUGUUCAUGUGUGUGACCUUGAGUAUUGUUGCGGGAGCCACUGCAGAGAGAGGUAGACUUUUACCACAUAUGGUCUUCUUAUUUUGUUUCGCAACCUUGGUGUACUGCCCAGUGACUUUCUGGGUCUGGUGCAGUGAUGGUUGGGCAUAUAGAUGGGGUGUUUUAGACUGGGCUGGUGGUGGGCCAGUGGAAAUCUUGAGUGCUGUAGGUGGAUUUGUUUAUUCAGCAUUUUUGGGUAAGCGUCAUGAAAACCAGUUGCUCAAUUUCAGACCUCAUAACGUUUCUAUGGUGACCUUAGGUACCAGUUUACUAUGGUUCGGUUGGUUGGGUUUCAACGCCUGCACCAGUUUAGAUCCAAACAUGAAAUCUGUGUUCGCACUAAUGAACACAAAUUUGAGUGCAGCCACUGGUGGUAUGACUUGGUGCCUAUUAGAUUAUAGACUUGAAAAGAAAUGGUCCACUGUCGGGCUUUGUUCCGGUAUCAUUUGUGGUUUAGUCGCCGCAACUCCAAGCUCCGGAUGUAUUACAUUCUACGGUUCAGUAAUACAGGGUAUUACUGCGGGUGUCGUUUGUAACUUUUCCACUAAAAUCAAGUACUACUUAAAAGUCGAUGAUGCGAUGGAUAUUUUGGCAGAGCACGGCGUUGCUGGUAUUGUAGGACUCAUCUUCAACGGAUUCUUUGCCGCAGAUUGGAUCAUAGGAUCUGACGGUGUGACAGAACAUGAUGGUGGAUGGUUAACUCAAAAUUGGAAGCAAAUGUACAAGCAAAUUGCCUACGUUGGAGCUGUGUGCGGGUACGGUGCUGUUGUUACUGCAAUCAUCUGCUUCAUUUUGAAUAAAAUUCCAGGUCUUCAUUUAAGAACUACCGAAGAAGCAGAAGAUAGAGGUAUGGAUGAAGACCAGAUCGGAGAGUUCGCUUACGAUUACGUUGAAGUCAGAAGAGACUAUUAUUCUUGGGGAGUACCUAAUGACUCUGACUCGGGAAAUGAAAAAACUACCGGAAAUCAGAAUUGA